CUGUGCACGAACCCCUCUUUGCUCAAUAAUCGCGUAUGCCCGGAAAACAACGCCAGAGCUUAAGAUAGCCUGCUAAAAAUUCAAUGAGACAGUUGCAGCAACGUGCUAACACAUACCACACUACAGUAAGGGGGCUGGCUUUACUGCAGAGUUUGUGUGUUUGAUCUGGUUCACGUGACAUUUUCCCUGAUAAUCAGAGAGGCAGGAGAGUUCAUUCACCAGCUGCUGUCCUCCUUCCUCCUGCUGAUCGUGUUUCUGCUCCCCUGGGAUUCUGUCGACAAUGGCUGAGGCUGCAUUUUACAUGCUGCACAAAGGGGUCUACCUGUCGGCACAUGUGCACAAUCCUCAGAGCCUGAAGUACUUUGAGGAGUUUACUUUCCGCAAAGACGAUGUCAUCAUUGCAACUUAUCCAAAGUCCGGUACGACCUGGAUGCAGGAGAUCAUCCCUCUCAUCUUGAGCGAAGGAGAUCCGGCGUCUGUUGAGACUCUUAUGUCAUGGAAUCGUGUUCCCUGGCUGGAGAUGGUUUAUACCGCCAAACUUGAUGUUGAACAGCGGCCGUCCCCACGCAUAUUCAGUACACACUUCCAGUACAGCAUGAUGCAACCAGGGUUCUUUGAAGUAAAACCAAAGGUCAUCUAUGUCAUGAGGAACCCCAAAGAUGUGUUCACAUCUUACUUUCAUUUUAGUAAAGCAAGCAGCUUCCUGGUGAACCCAGGCCCACAGAGCGAGUUCCUCAAGACGUUCAUGGAUGGAAAAGUUUCUCAUGGCUCAUGGUUUGAGCAUGUUAAAGGUUGGCUGAAUGCAGAGGAUAAAAAGCACAUAAUGUACAUCUCCUACGAAGAACUGAAAACGGACCUGAAAAAUGCUGUGGCCAGAAUCGCUCAGUUCUUGGAGAAACCUCUGGACGCCGAGGUAAUCGAGAAGAUAGCAGAACGCUGUUUGUUCCAGAACAUGAAGCAGAACAAAAUGUCAAACCACUCCACUGUUUCUUCUAAAGUACUGGACCAGGCAAAGUCAGAAUUUCUCCGGAAAGGAAUCGUUGGAGACUGGAAAAACCAGCUAACAGUCCCAGAGGCAGAAUAUUUUGAUGCAGUUUACACUGACAAAAUGAAGGACUUCAAAUACACAUUUCCAUGGGUUCUGGACAAAGUCGACGAGCAAAGUCACUGAAGACGGU
Messenger RNA from Solea solea (common sole), 1178 nucleotides. Its product is annotated as sulfotransferase 2B1-like. The transcript is spliced from 6 exons. The coding region runs from base 281 to 1171 and encodes 296 amino acids. Gene Ontology annotation, biological process: sulfation. Gene Ontology annotation, molecular function: sulfotransferase activity. NCBI's taxonomy places the organism in Eukaryota, Metazoa, Chordata, Actinopteri, Pleuronectiformes, Soleidae. The record is from RefSeq and is a predicted model, not a curated record. Gene Ontology annotation, cellular component: cytoplasm.